UGUUGUGCUCUUGAUCUUACCUGUGUUCUCUGCAUGCAGGUGUUAACAUCAUGGCUGUGCUGAACCCCCUGAGAUCUGGACUGUUAGUAUUAUUUGUUAUUAAUGCUUUUAUUAGUGACUGUUUCUCCAAUGGACCUGUGGAGGAACAGAAUCCGCAGUUUUGGAACGCGAAAGGAAAAGAGGCUCUGGUAACGGCUCUGUCCCUGAAACACAACUUCCACCUCGCUAAAAACCUCAUCCUCUUCCUCGGAGAUGGCAUGGGCGUCAGCACUGUGACGGCCACGCGGAUUCUGAAAGGACAGCUGGAGGGAAAACCUGGGGAGGAGACGGUGCUGACCAUGGACACAUUCCCAAACCUGGCUUUAUCCAAGACCUAUAAUGUGAACAUGCAGAUGCCGGACAGCGCUGCCACUGCUACAGCGUAUCUGUGCGGGGUGAAGGCGACCUACGGCACGCUGGGACUGAGUGCGACCGCCAGACGAGGACAGUGCAGCACAGAGAAGAACAACGAGGUCCAUUCUGUCCUUCACAGAGCCAGAGCUGCAGGAAAGUCUGUGGGGAUUGUGACCACCACUCGUGUCCAGCACGCCUCCCCAGGUGGAAACUAUGCUCACACUAGUGAAAGGGACUGGUACAGUGACGCUGCCCAACCAGCUGAUGCUCUGGCUGGAGGCUGCAAAGACAUCGCCUACCAACUCGUCCACAACACCGACAUUAACGUGAUUUUGGGUGGGGGGAGGCAGUACAUGCUUCCUAAUAACAUCACUGACCCUGAAUACGCCAAACAAACAGGAGACAGAUUGGACAACACCAACCUCAUCGAUGAGUGGCUCAAAAACAAAAAGAAUGCUAAAUACGUGUGGAACAAAGCUCAGCUUGAUGCUGUGGAUGAGGACACUACAGAAUAUUUGAUGGGCCUGUUUGAGCCAAAAGACACUCGGUAUGAGUUGGAGAGAAAUGCAGAGACUGACCCCUCCCUGACGGAGAUGGUGGAGAAAGCCAUAAAGAUCCUCAGCAAAAACCCCAAAGGAUUCUAUCUCUUCGUAGAAGGUGGUAGAAUAGAUCACGGACAUCAUGCAAGUGAAGCUAAGAAGGCCCUAUAUGAGGCUGUGGAGUUCGACAGGGCCAUCGCCAGGGCCGGCGAGCUGACCAGCGAACGAGACACCAUGUCUGUGGUCACUGCUGACCACUCCCACGUCUUUUCAUUUGGCUCCAGCUCUCCGAGGGGCAACCCAGUGCUAGGACUUUCCACUAAGAUUGGAACAGAUAAGAAGUAUUUCACCACGGCUCUUUAUGGGAACGGUCCAGGAUUUGCGAUCGACUCCAACGGAACACGGCCAGAUAUUAAUAUUAAUAUUACAAGUGCUACUGGUUACACUCAGCAGUCCGCCGUUCCUCUCUCGUCUGAGACUCACGGUUCUGAGGACGUAGCUAUUUUCGCUAAGGGUCCGAUGUCCCACCUGUUCCACGGAGUGCAGGAGCAGAGCUACAUCGCCCACGCCAUGGCCUACGCCGCCUGCAUCGACCCCUACAUCGAGUGUAACCUGGAGCCAGCUCCUGAGCCCAACCACGCCGCACCCAUCCAGCUCAGCGCCGGGAUGCUGCUGCUCGCCCUGCUGACCUUUAUUAACCUUAUCUAACCCCAACCAACCAACCAACCAACCAACCAACCAAACAUCUUCAGUAUCAUAACAUCCAUCUAACCACACUCUAUCAACCACUGGACAUGGCAAUGGAACUAGUUUUCAGCACUGUAUCAACCAUGCAACACUCAUAAAUAGGAACCAGCUGGGAUAUCAUAUAGCAACAGAAUGACCACAACACUGAAAGACGUUAAAUCUCCAUAUCAUCAUCGGGGAAUGGCUACAUAUUUAAUCUGUAAAUGUACUGUACUCUUUUAGAAUUAAUUAUUUUUGGCCCUAAGGACAAAACAAAACAAAUCCCUUAAAUUUAAUUGUAAAUACUAAUAAAUAAAGUUUCAUGUAAUUAUUGAAA
Astyanax mexicanus (Mexican tetra) is the source of this 1995-nucleotide messenger RNA. RefSeq names its product alkaline phosphatase, intestinal, tandem duplicate 2 (gene alpi.2). Gene Ontology annotation, cellular component: plasma membrane. Gene Ontology annotation, molecular function: alkaline phosphatase activity. The coding region runs from base 51 to 1640 and encodes 529 amino acids. Gene Ontology annotation, biological process: dephosphorylation. The record is from RefSeq and is a predicted model, not a curated record. NCBI's taxonomy places the organism in Eukaryota, Metazoa, Chordata, Actinopteri, Characiformes, Acestrorhamphidae. The transcript has 11 exons.